AGUCGUAUGUUUCACUGUGUCAUGCUAUUUCAUGUACUUGGCUGUACAGCUCUCGAACUACUGUAGCAACCAUCCAAUGAGCGUGACGCUUGGCGCAUAGGGUGUAUGCAUGAAGAAUCCGUGCCAGUCAUACCCAGAGUCGGAUUGAAGAGGUUCGGAAGAACAAGCUGACAUCCUGAGGUGUGAUGGAGGAGGAAAACAACAAAUAAAAGAUGGGACGACGAUAAAAAUAGAGACGAAGUAUACAGGCACACCGCCCAGUAUUGCCGUAACUAUCCCACCGCCCCAGAAUGGUCUCCAAACAUCCCCGUCAUCAUCGGAAUUAUUGCCCGGCAAGAAGGCAUUUAAUCGGCCGAGUCAACAUCCCAACAAGAUGCCCCCCAAAGCAGUCAAGGGCGAAUACAUCGAAACGGACACGGGGAACAAAAUCUCCCGCCGGUCCAUGAUCCACGGAACACAGCACAUCAUCCUAGGCGGCAAGACCGUUAUUCAGGCCGAAGCCGUCAUCCGCGGUGACCUCUACCGCGCGUCCUCGUCGUCAUCGUCGUCAUCAUCAGCCGCCCCCGACGGCCAAGCAUCCUCAUCCUCAUCAUCCGCGCAUUCGCCCUCCGUCGCGAUCUCCGUCGGCCGGUACAGCUAUAUUUCGAAGCAGGCGAUCCUGCGCCCGCCGUCGAGGUUGCACCGCGGGGUCCUUUCGUUCUUCCCGCUAAAGAUCGGCGACCAUGUGUUUGUUGGGGAGAGGGCCGUCGUGGAGGCUGCUACUGUCGGGAACCAUGUGCAUAUCGGGCGGGAUGCGGUCAUUGGCAGCAUGGCUAUCUUGAAGGACUUUGCUUAUGUGUUGGACGGGGCGAUCGUGGCGCCUGGGAUGGUCGUGCCUAGUUGGUGUGUGGUUGGGGGUGCGCCGGCGAGGAUUGUCGGGGAGGUGGGUGAGGGGUAUGGGGUUGAGGGGGCGGAGGGGGGCAUGGCGAGGGAGAGGUAUCGCUUGGUGGGGAGGGGGUGA
Messenger RNA from Aspergillus campestris IBT 28561, 1000 nucleotides. Its product is annotated as dynactin subunit 5. NCBI's taxonomy places the organism in Eukaryota, Fungi, Ascomycota, Eurotiomycetes, Eurotiales, Aspergillaceae. Bases 374 to 1000 code for a protein of 208 amino acids. The record is from RefSeq and is a predicted model, not a curated record. The transcript is spliced from 2 exons.